This is a messenger RNA of Paramecium sonneborni, 1993 nucleotides long. The record is from the annotation of a GenBank genome assembly. Lineage: Eukaryota; Ciliophora; Oligohymenophorea; Peniculida; Parameciidae.
AUGAGUUCCGUUUAAAAAGAAUUGCAGAUUUCAAAUUGUAGUGACCGUGGACUAGAUUACAAUGGUUCAUGCUAAUGUGAUUUAGGCUUCUUUGGGGUUGAAUGUGAAUUGAAAUUAGAAGAACUUCAUAUAGCCACUUAUUACACUUUCAUAGGAUUCUUUUUAAUCCUCUUUACAUUGCUACUUCUUUUUACUAUAAAACAAUUUUAACUAUCACUGAAAAUGAAUAAAAUACCUUCCUAUCAAAAGUAUGAAAUAAAUUCAAUUAUCAAUAGAGGAUGCAAUUACAUAAAGAAUGUUCUUGGAUCGCCAUUAAAUUGCAUUUUAUGUCUAACAAUUUUAUUUAGUGUUCUCAAGAUUAUAUGGUUAGCUUUAGACCCUUUUUAAUUCUAUGUACAUAUUAUUAAAAUUGUUCAUUAUUUUAGGAUUACAAUGAAAGAGUUUGCGAAAGAAUUCUUGCAGAAGUAGUUUACACCAUCUUAUUUUAUAUAUAUGGGAUUUUGUUGAUGGUUUGGUAUACUAUGUAUGAUGAAAUUUCAUUUAAUAUCUCUGAGAAAAAAAAAAUUAAUUUAGAUUAACAAUCAGCUCCCAAACCAGAAAAAAGAAAAUUAAUAUUUACUUAUUACAAGGAUAUUAUGAAGAUAAGACUCUUCCUAGUAUUAAUUGUUUAAUUGAGUGUCAGUACAUUAAAUGGUAAUUUUAAACCUUUAAUUAGGAUUAAGAUUAGGACAAUAGUAUAAAACUAUUUUAUAUAUUGCAUAUGUAGUGUUAUUAUUAAAUUUUAUGUAAUUAAGUAUGAUAAGUUCUAGUUCAUUUAUUUUUGAAUUUCUUUUAUAUGGUAGAUCAUUAAAUCAGUGUAUAGAAUAGCAACUAAAAAGAUUAGAUUUAGACAAUAGAGAAUAAGAAAAAGAGGAGAAAUUAAAAUUAGCUUUAAAUAAUUAAUAAGUACUUCUAUUGUGUUUUAUAUCAAAGAUUAUUCUAUCAAAAACUUAAUUGAUGAUUUAAUAAGAUGAUCCAUUAUAAUCACCAGCUACACCUGAUUAAUAAAUCUUAAGAUUGAGUUCUUUAAGUGCAAGUGAUGAAAGUCAUGAAUAAAAGGAAACAUCUAGAAAUAUUAUUUAACUUGAUAAAUUAUAACCUCCAUCUUUAAUUAAAAAAUAAGUAACAUUUAGAUCACCUCAAAAUAUUCCAACUUAAUAAAAUACUGAAGUAAAAAAAGAAGUUUAAAAAAAUUUAAUGAAAACUAUUGUGAGUGAAGAAUCUCAAAAUUCACUUAAUGUUGAUGAAGGUUUUAACCAUUAAAAAGUUAAUUCUUGUUUACUGAAUGAAGAGGAUUUUGAUUAAAUCAACUUAAAAUGGAAUAUAUAAAAAGAAAGAUCUAAUGUUAAGAAAAUAAAAAAAUAGUAGAUUAAAAUUGUAGAAAAAACUAAAUAAUAAGUUAAUGAAAAUAAAAGAUAAAAAAAAGCAACUCUAAAAAAUAAUGCUAAAGAUGCAAUUCAUUUAGAUUCUUUUUAAAAUGAAGAUGAUAAAAAAAUAAAAAAUUAAUUAGCUCAAGCAUAUUAAGAUGAAAUGGUUGCUCAAUAAAAGUAAAUUAGAACUGCAAAUCUAAAUGCCGAUAAAAAGGUUUUAGCUAAAAUAUAGAUGCUUAUUUAUGCUGGAGUAUUACUAGAGAUUUGCUUUGGAGCCUUAUCUGUAGUUAUUUUAUUAACGGAUUUACUAAAAUAACCUGUAGGUUAAAUUGAUUCUUAUUUUAGGAACUAUUUGUUAUUUGUAUAUCUCAGCUAUGCUUCAAUUCUUAUCUUUGAUUACUGUCUUGAAACUCUUUCGAGAUGUUAAAAGCCAAGAAGUCUUGAAUCUCAUUUGGAUACAGAAAGUAGGAAAUAGAAAAAAUAAAAUUAAUUAAAAGUAUUUUUUUACAAUUCCCCUUGAAUAAACAAGAUAGGAUGAAUCCAAAAGAAGAUUUGAGUAAAGAAUCAAUAUGCAUAUAAGGUGA